This is a messenger RNA of Lytechinus pictus (painted urchin), 7388 nucleotides long. Its product is annotated as ephrin type-A receptor 4-A-like. The record is from RefSeq and is a predicted model, not a curated record. Lineage: Eukaryota; Metazoa; Echinodermata; Echinoidea; Temnopleuroida; Toxopneustidae. Bases 1 to 2388 code for a protein of 795 amino acids. Gene Ontology annotation, molecular function: protein binding; transmembrane-ephrin receptor activity; ATP binding. Gene Ontology annotation, cellular component: plasma membrane; dendrite. Gene Ontology annotation, biological process: axon guidance; ephrin receptor signaling pathway; protein phosphorylation. The transcript is spliced from 16 exons.
AUGUCUUCUCAGUUACCACCGUCUCCUCAGAAUCUCUGUCCCCAGACACUCCGCCUUGUUAACUCUUCUUGUAAGGAAUCCUUGGUAGUGGUAGAGAUGCACUGGAAAGUCUCUGAGCAAUGUCAAAUUGGGACUUUCAAGUCAGAUAUUGGUAUAACUGAAUGUUCUCCGUGCCCUGCCAAGAGCCAUGCAGAUACAGUAGCAGUAACAAGAUGUACCUGUAUACCAGAUUAUUAUCGAGCACCAGGAGAGGAAGCUGCUCAUCCCUGCACAGCACCCCCAUCUGCACCCACAUCCCUCACUGCCGUGGUCGACGAAAAAUCAUCCGUCGUCACGUUAACGUGGCGCAACCCCGAAAACCUUGGCGGCCGGACCGAUAUAGACUUCAGAAUCGAGUGUCAACGAUGUCCGGCCGAUGUCCAGUUCUCAUCCAUCCAGCGAAUAGGUCAGGGGUAUGAGGUCAAUGUGAGCAGGUUAUCGUCGCAUACGACGUAUGAGUUCAGAGUACAUUCGUACAAUGAGGUCUCCAGCCAGAGCACGGUGGAUAAAUUUUCUGGCGUCAAUGCUACGACCUUCUCCUCAGUGCCUUCCGCUGUACGAGACUUGAAGGUAGUAGAGGAUGAUGUCAAUGACGAUUCAAUCAAACUAAGAUGGCGCCAGCCUCUCUUUCCAAAUGGUGAAAUCACAAACUACCAGGUGAUUUACCGUACCAGCGCCGAGACCCAGGAGAAUGUCAAGUACCAUUACCAGGGUGUAACGGAUGGAGAGGUUCAGGAAACCACGGUGCAUGGAUUGGUACCAGGAACAGAAUAUGUCUUUGAGGUUGCAGCCAAUACUGCAAGUGGGGUAGGUGCCUAUAGCCAACAAGUAUUAGCUACUACAUCAGGUUCUGGAGGUCAGUCUGUGCCAACAGUCAUUCUAGCAGCAGCAGUAUCAGCCAUCUUUAUCAUUGUCGUCUUGGUAGCUGUGGUCAUCUUCCUUGUCUUCUGGAGAAGAAAAUCCCUGAAACAGUUGAGAAAGGGCUUGUCUCAUACAGGCCCCGACGCCUCCAAUACUCGAUGGAAGGCCAAGCAGCAAUUGUACUAUCAGAUAUCCACUCUACCUCCUAGGAAAAAGGAAGUACCUCCAUCAGAAAAUGGCCAUCUUAUAUAUGCCAACGGCACAAAUGGUGAAGCAAUCACAUUUGGUCACUCAACAGUUAUUCUGCCGCCUCACAUCAAGAAGGUCAAGACUUACGUUGAUCCAUUCACCUAUGAAGACCCUAACCAGGCUGUCAAGGAAUUUGCUACCGAGAUUGAUGCAUCGCAGAUCAGAAUCCUUGAAGUCAUAGGUGGAGGUGAGUUUGGAGAUGUUUGUAGUGGACGGAUGCUUCUAGCAGACAAGACAACUAUCAAAGUAGCUGUCAAGACCUUAAAGACAGGUGCAACGGAGAAAGACCGGUCAGACUUCCUAUCAGAGGCUUCUAUCAUGGGUCAGUUUGACCAUCCUAAUGUUAUUAAACUUCUAGGUGUGGUCACGAGGACAAGACCAGCAAUGAUUGUGACGGAAUUCAUGGAGAACGGUUCGCUGGAUAAAUACUUACGGGAAAAUGAUGGACGAUUUACAGUGACCCAACUCCUGGGAAUGAUGCGUGGUAUCGGUUGCGGAAUGCGAUUCCUCUCAGAGAUGAACUUUGUUCAUCGCGACCUCGCUGCUCGCAACAUCCUGGUAAAUGAACAUCUUGUGUGCAAAGUAGCGGACUUUGGGCUGUCGAGACGCAAGGAGCUAGAUGGAGCCUAUGAAACAAGGGGUGGGAAGAUCCCUAUUAGGUGGACUGCUCCUGAAGCGAUCGGAUACAAGAAGUUCACGUCAGCCAGUGAUGUGUGGAGCCUUGGGGUAGUGAUGUGGGAGAUUAUGUCGUAUGGAGAAAGACCUUACUGGAAUUGGCCAAACCAAGAUGUAAUCAAAGCAGUUGAGAAGGGUUACAGAUUGCCACCUCCUAUGGAAUGUCCUGAAGCUAUUCAUCAGCUCAUGUUAGACUGUUGGCAACGAGAUAGAAAUCACCGUCCAACCUUUGCCACUAUUGUCUCAACGCUGGACCGGCUCAUCAGGAAUCCCAGUGCACUCAGACCUCUCGCCAAAAAUGGGAGUCCACUUGGCCUCAGCUCUAGCCUCAAUGAUCUGAGCCGCUUCAACUCUGUCUCUGAUUGGCUGGAUAGCCUCAAGAUGGGACGCUACAAGGAUUCCUUUAGCGCAGCAGGUUACGUCCGACUAGAAGACAUCGCCAGACUAUCACAGAGUGACCUACCAAGGUUAGGGGUCACUCUUGCUGGACAUCAAAAGAAAAUUAUGAAAGGCAUCCACUCCAUACGAGCUCAAUUAGAGCAAGCGGCAGAGACCUUGGUCUAACCUCUGACCCCCUGACCUUUCAACUCUGACCCAGCUAAACACUUCAUUAAGAACUUUAUAUGCAUAUAUUGAUGGAUGUGUUUGGGUAAUGGAUGUUUCUCCCUUGGACUAUAUCAAAGCAUGAAGGGAGACAUCAUCCCAAGCAACAGUUUUCGUGUAACUGUUCUUGAAAAGUCUCACUGUCUUCAACCCUUGAUGGUUGUAUCCAAGAUCUUGCAACAGGUCUGGUGUCCGAGUCUCACAUUGGUUCUCUAAGCCUUGUUCAUAAAAAUGACUUUGGAGACUUCUUUGAAGGAUCGUCUUGGAGUGGGUCAUAGUCGCACCUUGUACACCGAGAAUGCUGGAAGGUUCUUACAGAUCCGGCCUCCAGAACACCGAGUCUCGCAUCACGCCUCCAAGCUUCACUCCUAAAAGCCCUCAGAAAGUUCUUGGAAGGAACUUCUGGAUGUCGGACACCUUGUUGACUGAGUCAGCUGUUUGUUCUACGCUAUGAAGACUUGAAAUAUGCCUGUUACAAUUGGACAAUAGCAGUUAGUACAAGAGAUAAGACAAUUGCAAAUAUAUCUUGAAGCAACAACCUAUGUCAUCAACAAUGUCACCAUGUUCAUGUAGAUAACUUUCAAAUCCAAAAUGCUGAAUCUUCCCGUAGUUCUUACGCAGCAUCCCAGCAUUGAUUGCCUUGUCCAUCUUUUCCGCAAGUAUGGAUCGGGGCUUCAAUCAGAACACCCUUCGCACCUGAUAUUUCUUUGUUCGCUGAUCGACUCCGAGUAAGCAAUGCAAUAGAAAAAAUCCUAGAAAAUAUUAGUAAUGUGAAGGGAUCUACAGAAUGGUUUGAGCUUUGUAGUUUGUACUAGAACAGGUUUGAAAUGCUACGAGUAUAAAGGGAAAUGGAAUAAGUCAGGAAAAUAUUCUGUACUUGGCCGAUUGAGAGGACAAAUUUCUGAAAUAUGAAUUAAAUUUCUCCAUGGUCUGAUACAUGUAGAUUUUUCUGUAGAUGGAAGUCAAUUGGAGCGCAAAGGAAUUCAAAGUAUUCAGAUAUGAAAUCAGAUUCAGAAAUUGCACUGCCAGUACGGAUUAGGGAAAUGAAAUCAUAUCACUCUACAGAGUCUAAAUACUGAGAGUUCUAAGAAAUAUAUACAUGUAUAUACACAAUCGUUCUUUACCUGGACUGAUUACAACUUAACUCAAAGAAAAGAAAGAGAAAAUGAAGUAAAUUAUUUUUAUAUCAUAUCGGAUGUUGAGAAGUGAUUGACCUACAAACAUUGCUUUUAAUAGCACAUCAGGUAGACUAACAACCUUUCCCAAAUACUAUAUUUCAUUUUAUUUGACAAAGUUAAAGAAUGCGUCUCAAUCCACAUACAUUGUUACAGGGUAUCUAUUAUGAAAGAUUUCUGCAACACCAAAUUGUGUUUGGUGGUAUUUUCAUCGUAGAAUAAGUAAGCAUUUGUCCAAAAUAGUCUAACAUCUUGUCAAAUGUGAUCACAGUCAUUAUAAGUAAUUUGAUGAAUUCUAUUCACCCUUAUAUUUAAGGUGAAUAGAAUUCCCUUCUGAAAGUUAGAUAUACUUUCAUUUCUGAUGGUGAUGAAUUUAGUUUGACUAGUAAAUCCGAAAAGAUUUAUGUUCAAGUUUUAUGUAGUAAAGAAAAAACUCAAGUAAAGGACAAUCAUAGACUAAGUAUUUGAAGCAUAAUAUACUUUGUGCUUAUAUUUUGUGAUUUGAUAUGUAUAUAGAGAGCUACUGUGAUAUAUGUUCAGAUUGAGAUCUCUGCUUCAGAAAAUUAAUAUCGUUUUUAAUUCUUUUCCUGCUUGUUGUAUUUUCAGUUAUUUUUAACUAACCAAGUGGAAAGUCAUGAUGCUAUAUGGUUUAUUUGGGAAAUUUUAAUAUUUUUGUUGUUUAAUCAUAUGUAUAAUUUGUUCAACUCAUGUUUGUGUGAGGGAAAUGUUUUAUAUUUGUGUGUUGAAAGUAUUCAAGCACUGUUGUGUGAUGAAGGUAGUGCUAUUUUAUAACAGUUCAUAUGGAAAGAUAAAGAUACUAUCAUUCAUUCAAAGGAAAUUAAAAGUAUGAUUUUGUGCUAGAAUGAAAUUAAUUGAACAUGAUAUACCAAAUAUUUUAAUGUGCCAAUCUAAUGAUUGUUCUUUUUUACAUAAAUGUACAAGAUAAUUAUCCCCUUUUUAUUCUCUAAUAGGUAAGGAGUGUAAUGUUAGAAGAUGCAAGAAAUUAUUCCAUAGAAUUGAUGUCAAGCUAAGGAUAUUAAAUAAAUCUCCCCUGUAUAAGUAAAUGGAACAUCUCUUCUCUCUAGCCCUUAACUGUGGAUUUGUAUGUAAUUUCAGGCUGAUUUAGGGUUUGUCCACUUUGACUGAGGGUGUGUGAAUAAUGGUUUGUAACUUGCCAGUACUAUGAAAUGUUGCUGUCUGUUUUUAAACCUCCUUUGAGAUUUAAUUGUGUAAUUGAAACUGAUUUUGUCAUGAGAAGUCAAAAGUUUUAAAGUAAUUUAUUGUAAAUUAAGUAUUUUUGCAUAGACAAUCAAGUAAUAUAUUGUAUUUUGGAGGGAAAUCAUAGAUUUUCCAGGGUGAAGUUAUGUCUGCUGUCUAAUUUUUGUAUUACAGAGUGAUUUUUACAACUAAUAUAAAGUAAUAUAUGUAUAGCGGCUAUCAUGUGAAAUUCCAAGUUGGAUUUAAUUUGAAAGUGUGAAUUGCAUUUCAAAGCAUCAUGACUAAUACACUUUCAGAAUAUAGAGUCGUUCACACUGGUUAUUUACUUGAGAAUUAAUUUUAAUUCAACUUGUAAAGCACCAAGGUUCCAAUCAAGCAGGCAUGGUCUGUUUUAUAGGGGAUUUCAUGUAAUGAUGAAAAGGCCAUAUGGAUAUGCUUAUUUUUUUUCCAGAAACUGCACACAAAUAUGAUGUUAGAGUGAGCUGUAAGCUCCCUUAAUAUUAAAUCAAAUUAAAUGAAAAUAUUUCAAUUACUUGAAAUAAAAAUCAUAUAGAUCUCAAAGAUCAUGAUAUAACCCUAUGAUUGGGGACAAAUUAAUAGGAAUAAUCUUAAUGUUAUUCCUGAAGUGAUAUUAUAUUAUUUGGCACAAGUAAUUUAUUAUUACAAAAUGAUUAUUUUUGUUGAAUGAUUAAUAUUACAUUUUGUGUGUAGUAUUAUUGAUUCCCUGUCCUGUAUGUAUAAGGAAUUUACAUUUCUGUAUAUUACAUCAUCCACAUACAGGUGUCAGCAUAAGUAGCACAAGUUCAAUGUUGAGAAAUAAGUCCUAAUGAUAGUGUUACAAUUAUUACAUUGGUCAUUAUUAGUCUUGCAAACCAACUGUACGAUCAGUCGCUAAGUUUUGUGAUACUGUCCCCUAGCGUAUGCUCUCAAGUGGUUGGUAACAUAGAGCCUUGUGAUAUAAAAGAUACAAUUAAUUGUAACUAUAUGUUUAUGACAAACCAUGUACAAAAAAAUUAAAUCAGUUGUUGAUAUUAAUUCUAUCUUUAUAUCACAGGGCCUAGUUAAUAUAACUUGGACUUGUCUUAAAAUCUGAAAUUCUGAAUGAAGGAAUUCUGUGAUUAAUUUUUUUUUUGAGAGAGAAUGCUCACGCUGAAAUAUUUAAUUCCACAUCGAUUUGAAAUCAUACACUUUUCCCUCUAUGCAAAAUAGAUGACUCUCUCGAACCAAGACGUCUGUUCGUUCGGAGCCAGGGGUUAUAACGCCUUUCUGCCUCUGAAUGUGUGUGUAUUGGUUGCGCACGUGGAGCUGCAUACAUACGUUUGUUUUAUAUCUUGACAUAUAGAAUCACAUAUAGGUAUAUCAUCAUCAGUGUAUAUUCAAUGUAAUAUGCUUCCAGUUUUGAUGAUGUUGGUGAUAUGUUGUGAUUGUUGUAUUCUAUUUUAACCCAUUGCCUACUAGUAUUGGUUGGUUUCUAUAUAAAGCGUAUAGGGAUCAUAUAAUUCAGUAGUCUUUGGAUUAAAAUGUGAUUGUGAUAAACAGGUGUUUAAAUACUUCGGUUCUCUCUUUAUGUCUGUGCAUUUUUGUCAUUUUGUUGUCGAGCUUGGCUUUUUUAUAUAAAAACCCGCUGUGUAAAAUGUGUAAAAUAUUUGAGAAAUUAUUAUAUUGAUAUACAGAAUUUUUGAUGAUAUAAAUGUGGUUAUGAUGAGGACAAUUUUUGUUGUAUAAGCAUGUGAAAUAUGGUAAAUGAUAUGCAGUUUUGCUUAUUUCAUUUGACAGUGAUUUAUAUGUGUUUAACUAUUCUUGAUCUUUGUCUGUGCAAAAAGUUGUAUAUUUCGGAGAAUAUCAUUUUCUUAGAUGUUUUCUGAAGAAUUUAUUGAGGGCAUAGUACUGUUAUGCUUUACAUCUUUUAUUUUCAUCUUCUUAGUAAGAGGAGAAAAUUUUGAAAAAAUACAUAUAAUAAUGUAUGAAAGGCAACAUUGCACUUACAAAAUGCAAUCUAUAUUUACAAGUACAUUUGACUAAAGCAAAGUGCUAGAUAACAUGUAUGUAUAUACUUUUUGGUUCACAUGCAUAACAGUAUUAAUAAAUGCAUUAGCAUCAUCUUUUUUUUUUUGCCUAACUAUAGGUCUGGCUGCUUUUUGAGACACAAUUCCUUUUAAUGCCCCUCUUUUUCUAGUUUCAAUUAGGUUUUAUAUGUUUGAAAUGUAAAUUCUUUUUUAUUAACAGCUCAGUAAUGAUUGCACAGCAUUACAUUCAGUGUAUGUAUCUAAACCUUCACAAUCUAACUCAUAUUUUUUUUCCAGAUUUUUUCCAAGUGUUAAAAUCUCAGUUUUAGAAAUAUUUUAGUUUGUAUUAGAAGAUAACAACUUUUUCAAGUUCUGUUGUUUGUUUUCUGUUUUUGCUUUUGCAUUCCGCCUCUUGUUUUUUUUUUCUAGCUUCUUAAUCCUACUACUAGUUUACCCUGUAUUCUUCAGAUAGUUAAAGUUGUGAAUGUAUUUUCGUGAAUGAUAAAAUAAAAGGACAACGUUAGAGCAGUGAAAUUUCUUCAAACUGCCUUUUCAAAUUUGA